AUGGCCGAAGAUCCUCAGUUGAAUUCUAUCCAGCAACGGAUCGCCGCCCUUAACCAGUCGCAACUGGCCCGCCCACCGGGAGGACCUGGACCAUCAUUCCGCCCGACCGAACGGAGCGCGUCCGUCAACAACCCUCCCUCAUACGAUGCAGUCGGCUCUGUCGUGGAUCGAACAUCUGUCGGAAAUGAACCCGCAGAUAACAGAACUCAGAGGCCGGUCCUGCGACCGCCUCCAAUGGAAACUCUCCGGCCUCAAGUGAAACCAAAGCCAAAAGCCCCCCCACCAUUGCCCACGCGAAGGUCAGAUCGCCUGCCUCCCCCUACACCAGCCCGUCCUCCGCUGCCACCGCGUAGGCCAACGGACCAAAAGCGCCGGCCAUCCCUUGAGUCAGCCACUUCCGAUGCGUCACAUUCGACAACGUCGACAGCUACAACUACAACUACGGGGCGAGGCACAUCGACAACUUCGGUGAACUCUACUGGGAACAAUCGCAUCAAGGCGCCCGCAUGGGGUGAGACCGAGCUGCCUGCGUUGCCUGCCCGCAGACCAAAAGAGCAAGUUAGCUUGGAACCGGCCCCGCGGCCUACGAUUAGUAGUAAGAGGAGCUUUGGGAGCCUGUCUGCUCGACUGACCUCCAAAAUAUCGCUACCGGGGUCCAAACCGCCCGUUCCCUCUAUUCCAAGUCAGCCUGCGCAGCCGACUCAACCUCCUCGUCCUACUUCCUCUCCAAAUCCUAACCAGUCACCUCCACGUUAUGAGGAUGAGCAACCCCCGGUGCCUCGACUGCCAUCACGUCGGCCAUCCGCGGUACCCACAGACACAAAUGGAACUGGUGAUGACUCAAGUGUUAAUCUACCUAUCCGGAAGACAUUGCCUCCUCCACCAAUGCCUGCGCAAAGAAAGGAUCCUAGGCAGCUCGGGUUUGGUAAUCCCAAAUCCAGCACAGCUGCCCCCAAUGGAACACCACCACCGGUUCCACAUGGCUCUCGUCCGGAUUUAUCCAAAAUUAUGGCUUCAAAGCCACGUUUGAAUGGCUCGGCUGUGUCUCCAAGCCCUCCACCUCCCACCUCAGACACGGAAUGCAUGGUAUGCCGGGACUUCUCAGGUCCUGAUAACCAUGCGGCCCGGUAUCCUCGUGCAUCGCUUCCCACGCAGGAUAUGACGUGGCUGGCCAAUGAGCUGACAGCGCCGUUCCCAUCCUUGACAGAUAAGGCACGCGCGAUAUUUACGUGGUUGCAUCAUAACAUUGCCUACGAUACCUAUGCCUUCUUUAACAAUUGCGUGAAGUCCUCCACGCCAGCCAGUACCCUCGCAUCUGGACUGGCAGUCUGCGAAGGCUACGCGGGACUAUUUGCAGCAUUAGCCACCCACGCCGGCCUAGAGGCAAUCGUAGUCGGCGGUCACGGCAAAGGCUUCGGACACAACGCACUUGCUCCAGGGGCCCCGGUGCCACCAUUCGAAGGCAACCACGCCUGGAACGCCGUCAAAAUCGAUGGAGGCCGAUGGAAACUAAUCGACUCCUGCUGGGGUGCAGGAGCAAUAGAUGGCGCCGGGCAGCCAUACAAGCAACGAUUCGAACCGUCGAUGUUCACAAUGCCGAACGAAGAGUUCGGCCUAAAGCACUUCCCAUCAAACAAACGCCAGUUUUUCCGCGAGGACGGACGCCCGGAUAUAACCUGGGAAGAGUAUAUUCUCACAGACCCGGAACGACCAAAUGGCGUCCAAGCCCUACAGGUCUACAGCGACGCCGACAAGCGCACCAUUGGCCGGAAGACCUUCCACCCACAAGGCCUGCACAUCUCCAUCAGCACGCCUGGCGCAAUGCGCUUCCAGUUCGGUCUUCUCUGUCCGCACUGGACCCUCGCUCGCCACAGCCACAUCCAGCAUGCGGGCUUGUUCCUGCUUAUGAUUCAUGGCGUGGACGGGCGCGAGGACGACAAACUCCCUUUCACGCAUGUACCAGGCUCCGGACCCGCGGGCGGUGGUGAGUUCUGGUAUGUGGAUGUUCCUAGUGCGCGUAUGCUCGGUGCACCUGGUCAGAAGCUGCAGUUGGCUGUGUUGACUAGCUUUGGGGAUCGGAAGGAUGCUAGUGGUGUUACGGCGCAGGAGUUUCAGGAGAAGGUUGGCCGUGUUGGUAUGGGUUGGGCUUAUGUUGCUGAGUGGGAGCUGGUUAGGUAG
Molecule: messenger RNA, 2178 nt
Organism: Penicillium roqueforti
Lineage: Eukaryota; Fungi; Ascomycota; Eurotiomycetes; Eurotiales; Aspergillaceae
Exons: 1
Coding region: 1-2178 (725 amino acids)
Source: RefSeq, a predicted model, not a curated record